Vombatus ursinus (common wombat) is the source of this 4962-nucleotide messenger RNA. RefSeq names its product calcium voltage-gated channel auxiliary subunit alpha2delta 2 (gene CACNA2D2). The transcript has 40 exons. The record is from RefSeq and is a predicted model, not a curated record. The coding region runs from base 290 to 3505 and encodes 1071 amino acids. Gene Ontology annotation, molecular function: voltage-gated calcium channel activity. Gene Ontology annotation, cellular component: voltage-gated calcium channel complex. NCBI's taxonomy places the organism in Eukaryota, Metazoa, Chordata, Mammalia, Diprotodontia, Vombatidae.
UUCUGGAGGAGGAGAGAUUUUUAGAGACUCUUUAAAUCAAAGAUUCCUAAUAUUUUUGUGUCAUGGACUCCUCUGAAAUCUGGCCCAGCACUCUACCACCUAGCUGCCUGACGAUCAAAUAUAAUUUCAUAAAUUUAUAGCCGGAAGAGACACGAGAGUCAUUGAGUCCAACAUCUGCACUUCAUAGAAGAGGGAGCUGAUGUCAAAGGAAGAGCCACCUAAUUCCCACCUAGAGGUGCUGGCAUGAGAAGGAGCAUGUUAAAAAUGGGCAUAUGUUACCUGGGAGAGGAUGCAGUACUGGUCUCGAAGGCUGGAACAAGAGAUUGAUGGAGUGAUGAGGAUCUUUGGUGGGGUCAAGCAGCUCAGAGAGAUCUACAAGGACAACAGAAACUUGUUUGAGAUCGAGGAGAAUGUCCCCCAGAAACUUGUGGAGAAGGUGGCAGGAGAUAUUGAGAGCCUACUGGCCAAGAAGGUCCGGGCUCUGAAGAGAUUGGCCGAUGCUGCAGAGAGAUUCCAGAAGGCCCAUCGUUGGCAAGACAACAUCAAGGAAGAAGAUAUCCAGUACUACGACUCCAAAGCAGAUGCUGAGCUGGAGGACCCCGAGGGUGAGGAGUUUGAGAGGGAGAAGCCCAGUACCCUGCAGCUGGACUUCAUUGAGGACCCAAACUUUAAAAACAAGGUCAACUACUCAUACACGGCUGUCCAGAUCCCUACGGACAUCUACAAAGGCUCCACAGUGAUUCUGAAUGAACUCAACUGGACAGAAUCCCUGGAAGAUGUAUUUGUGGAGAACCGUAAGGAGGACCCAUCGCUACUAUGGCAGGUUUUUGGCAGUGCCACAGGGGUCACCCGCUAUUACCCAGCUACCCCUUGGAGAGCACCAAAAAAGAUUGACCUGUAUGAUGUUCGCCGGAGACCCUGGUACAUCCAAGGAGCUUCCUCUCCUAAGGACAUGGUCAUCAUCGUGGAUGUAAGUGGCAGUGUGAGCGGCCUGACACUGAGGCUGAUGAAGACAUCGGUCUGCGAGAUGCUGGACACCCUAUCUGAUGAUGACUACGUCAAUGUGGCCUCGUUCAAUGAGAAGGCCCAGCCUGUGUCCUGCUUCAACCACCUGGUUCAGGCCAACGUGCGGAACAAGAAGGUUUUCAAGGAAGCUGUGCAGAACAUGGUGGCAAAAGGAACCACAGGUUACAAGGCUGGCUUUGAAUAUGCCUUUGACCAGCUCCAGAAUUCCAACAUCACCCGAGCUAACUGCAAUAAAAUGAUCAUGAUGUUCACCGACGGAGGAGAGGAUCGAGUGCAGGAUGUGUUUGAGAAGUACAACUGGCCCAACAGGACGGUUCGGGUAUUCACCUUUUCUGUCGGACAACACAACUACGAUGUCACUCCCCUGCAGUGGAUGGCCUGUGCCAAUAAAGGUUACUAUUUUGAGAUCCCCUCCAUCGGGGCUAUCCGAAUCAACACACAGGAGUACCUGGAUGUUCUGGGCAGGCCUAUGGUCCUCGCAGGCAAUGAGGCCAAGCAGGUGCAGUGGACCAAUGUGUAUGAAGAUGCUCUGGGCCUGGGGCUAGUCGUGACUGGAACCCUCCCUGUGUUCAACCUGACCCAGGAUGGCAGUGGGGAGAGGAAGAACCAGCUCAUCCUGGGUGUGAUGGGCAUCGAUGUGGCUCUGAAUGAUAUCAAGAAGCUGACGCCAAAUUACACGCUUGGUGCAAAUGGUUAUGUAUUCUCCAUCGACCUCAAUGGCUAUGUCCUCCUCCACCCUAACCUGAAGCCCCAGAUCACCAAUUUCCGGGAGCCAGUGACCUUAGAUUUCCUAGAUGCUGAACUAGAAGAUGAAAACAAGGAGGAGAUCCGAAAGAGCAUGAUUGAUGGGAAAAGAGGGCAUAAACAAAUCAAGACUCUCAUCAAAUCCCUGGAUGAGAGGUACAUUGAUGAAGUAAUUCGAAACUACACCUGGGUCCCGAUCAAAAGUACCAACUACAGCCUUGGGCUGGUCUUGCCUCCUUAUAGCACAUUCUAUCUACAAGCCAACCUCAGUGACCAGAUCCUGCAGGUCAAGUAUUUUGAGUUCCUGCUCCCAAACAGCUUUGAAUCUGAAGGACAUGUUUUCAUUGCUCCCAGAGAGUACUGCAAGGACCUGAACGCCUCGGACAACAACACAGAAUUUCUCAAGAAUUUUAUUGAGCUCAUGGAGAAGGUGACUCCAGACUCCAAGCAGUGUAACAACUUCCUUCUACACAACCUGAUUCUGGACACUGGCAUCACACAGCAACUGGUGGAGAAGGUGUGGAAGGACCAGGACCUCAACACGUACAGCCUCCUUGCUGUGUUUGCUGCUACCGAUGGGGGCAUCACCCGGGUUUUCCCCAACAAGGCAGCCGAGGACUGGGAUGAGAACCCCGAGCCCUUCAAUGCCAGCUUCUACCGGCGCAGCCUGGACAACCAGGGCUACAUCUUCAAACCUCCAUACCAUGAUUCUCUCCUUAGACCAUUAGAGCUGGAGAACAACACCAUGGGCAUCCUGGUGAGCACAGCUGUGGAACUCACACUUGGGGGAAGGACACUAAAACCUGCAGUGGUGGGAGUGAAGUUGGACCUGGAAGCCUGGGCUGAGAAGUUCAAGGUGUUAGCCAGUAACCGAACAGACCGGGACCAGCCACAGAAGUGUGGCCCCAAUAGCCACUGUGAGAUGGACUGUGAUGUGAACAAUGAGGAUUUACUCUGUGUUCUCAUUGAUGACGGUGGGUUCUUGGUACUCUCCAACCAGUACAAUCAGUGGGACCAGGUGGGCAAGUUCUUCAGCGAAGUGGAUGCCAACCUGAUGUUAGCACUUUACAAUAACUCCUUCUACACUCACAAAGAGUCCUUUGACUACCAGGCUGUAUGCACCCCCCGGGCCCAGAGCAACACAGGCGCUGCCCCCAGAGGUGUCUUCAUACCUACCAUCGCUGACUUCCUCAACCUGGCCUGGUGGACUUCAGCAGCAGCCUGGUCAUUGCUCCAGCAGCUUCUCUAUGGACUCACCUAUCAUAGCUGGUUCCAAGCAGAAGAUGCAGCAGCUGAGAGCUCGGAGACCAGGGAGACCAGCUGCAUCAUGAAACAGACCCAGUAUUACUUCAGCACCACCAAUGCCUCCUACAACAGCAUCAUAGACUGCGGGAACUGCUCCAGGUUGUUCCACGCCCAGAGACUGGCCAACACCAACCUGCUCUUUGUCGUGGCGGAGAAGCCCCUGUGCAGCCAGUGUGAAUCAGGCAAACUGCUACAAGCAGAGAGGCGCUGCCCAGCUGAUGGGCCGGAGCAGUGUGAGCUGGUACAGAAGCCACGAUAUAGGAAAGGACCUCACAUCUGCUUUGACUACAAUGCAACGGAAGAUACCUCAGACUGUGGUGGAGGAGCCUCCUUCAGAGCAUCCCUGGGCAUCCUGGUGUCCCUGCAGCUGCUGCUCCUUCUGGGCCUGUCGCCUCUGCCCCUGCCCCUGCCCUGGCUUCAUCACCUCUGAACCCCACCCCCUGGAGCCCCAGCCCUUUCACCUUAGCAACCCUGCCCUUCAUGUUGCACCCACCACCCACAGCCUGUGGGAGAGGGGAUACUGUGGGUCCUGGGAUGUGUCUUCCCCUAGGUCUCUGAGACCCCAAUGCCAUGUCUUACUGUUUUGCUGUAAAACAUCACCCCAGCCCAACACCUGCCACCCCACUACCACUCUCACUGCAGGCACUGUGUAUGCUGCUGCCAAAGGCACGUACUGUCUCGGGCCUAGGCCGGGCUGGGCUGGGCUAGGCUGGCCUGGCCUGAGCUGGACUGGGCUAGGGGAAGCAUCAACCUUCACAGUUACCACUCUCACUCCCCAUCCUCUGCAGUUCACUCAGACUCACUGAUUCUAACGAAGGUUGGGACCAAGGUUCCUAUGGCCUCAGUUUUCCAGCCUUCUCUUACCUCUGAGGAUCUAGAUACCCCAGAGAAUGACUAGGGAACAGAGACUACGAGAUUCAACUCAGGGGGGUAAGGGAUUGAGGAAGAUAUUUGACACAGGCCAGAGUCACCGUGUGAGCUCAGCCCUCAAUCUCUCCAUAUACACACACGUCUUGUCCUCAUUCCUGGACCUCAUUGCAUAGGCCACCCAAGAGACAGGAAGGGGCCCUGCCAGAGAUACAGCCAAGACCAAGUUCAGAUCCAGGCAUGCACCUACCAACCAGGGUGGAUGACGGGGUCCACCCCAGGGACCUGCCAGCUCCCAGCCCCUAAGUCCCUGCCAGGCAGCUUCUCUGAUUGGAGCACUGGGUUCCAAAGAUAGCCCUGACCACUGAACCUAGAGCCUGGCAAGAGUGAGAGUGCACACACACACACACACACACACACACACACACACAGUCAGAGUUGGAAGAGACCUCAGACCUCAGAGGUCAUCUAGUCUAACUGGUAUCUGACAGAGACGUGUUCACACAGACACACAAACACAGAUAGAAAGAGAAAUAUGUAUACACACAUGCAUACAAAGAAACGUUACAGAAUCACAGCGUUGUAGAGUUCAAAGGGAUGCACAGACACAAACACAUAUAUCAGUAGGCUGAUAAUCAUAGAGCCUUAUGUCAUGGGGGGUGGGGAGGGCAGGGGCUGCAACCUGGAGGCUUUGUUGCCUGCUCUGUCCCAGGUCAGCACCCCAAUCUCCCCCCAGGAAAUGCACUCAUACCCACCUACUUCAGUUUCUUCCUUGCCCUGCAGCACCCAGUUCAGGUCCUGAGUCUGAAUCCUUGUCCUCACCCUCAGGCUCCAAAGCUGAAUGUCAAAGUGUGCCAAAUGCCAGGCCAGGCAGUGAGUCGCUCUAAGGCCAACCCCUUCAUCCCCUGCCCCCACCUAGCAGACACUUCAUCCUCAAUCAUUUUCCAGUGUCCCCUGCUCCAAGCAAGCAUACACACACACAUACACACACACACACACACACACACACACACACACACA